UAGAUUAUGGACCAACAAAGAAAAACUUGAACGUUGAAUGUUAAAAGUUGAAACAAACAUUCUCACAACUUGAGCAAUUGAGUGUGAAACACACUGUAGGAAGACUGAACAGAAUAGCUAAAUAAACCCAUGUCCACAAAUUCAAAGAAGAAGAAAAACCGAAAUUUAUGCACUUCAAUGAUCUUGGCUAACGCCUAAAUUGGGUAAUGGCAAGGUCUAGUAAUUGUUGCAUGUUCCCAAAACGCGUCAUUUUGAUCUGGGUUUUCUGUAUUUUCCUCUUCUUUUGUGCAUUCAAGAUGAUCCUCAAGAAUCCCUCACUUCAUACUUCUACAUCAUCAUUAUCUUCUUCUUCUUCAGGUGUUCCAAUUUCAAACAUGGAGAAGAGAGCGAGAUUAUAUGAGAAAAUGGCAAGGAAUUUGGAUGAAAAUGGGCCAGCUUUCCUUAAAAAUGGAGAAACUUCCCAGUCAUUGUCAAUUUCUGAUUUGUUUAGCGUAAAAGAUGGUGCUGUAAUACCUAAUCCCAAGGCAGCUAAUCCUCCUGUACGAGCAAACGUUUUGUAUUUGAGUACUGAUUAUUCAAUUCCCAUAUCAAAUGCUGUAAAACUGGUGUUUUCACCUUACUUUGACAAAGCAAUCUGGUUUCAGAAUUCAAGCUUGUACCACUUUAGUAUGUUCCACGCGUCGCAUCAUAUUCAACCUGUUCCUGCUACUCAUGAUGAAGUUGAAGCCGAAGCAAAGGCAGUUAAAAAUGUUGCUGAAUCGCUUUGCCCAUUGAAAAUCGUUCUAGAUCGGGUGGUUUUGACUUCAAAUGGUGUUCUUCUCGGGUGUUGGCAGGUAACUUCUGGUACUGAUCCCACUACUGUACGCGCUAAGCUGAGGACAGCCCUUCCACGUGCACCGGAAAAGCAGCUUUAUGAUGAUGCUAUACUUCAUACUUCAUUUGCAAGGCUAUUGGGUCCUCCAAGAAUUCUAGACAAGGAGGCAGGUAAAACUUCAGACAACAUUCAAUUGGUUCAUAGGCUGGUGGCUCACCUCAACAAUCAAAUUAGUGGGUUUCAGGCUGUCGUUUCUGAACUGUGGUAUGUAGAGGAACUCGAUGUGCUUGCUCUUGGAUUGGAUGGAAGAAUGAAGGUUCGACGAUUUCAUCUCGGCUGCUCUAACACCUGAGAGUAUCGAAUUUAAACACAGCCAUAUGACUAGUGAUUACCAAUUUUUUCUUGGGCAAUAUCUGGGAAGCCCUCUUCAGAAGAUACUGCAGGUUGUUAAUAGAUACUACGGGAUAUACAUAGCAUAUUGAGUGGCAUUUGGAAUUGAUCAGAUCCUACUGUAUAUUUGUAAAACCCGUGAAGUCCCUGAUUGAUACAGAGCUAUUCUGUGAGUUCGACUUUCUAUCCCAUAAAUCCUCUAAUGGUAGUAGUACACUUGUACUGUAUAGGUCUGUGUCAUUUUGUCAUACUGAUGCUCGAGAACAGAAAUGAGCGUUCUUUCCUGCUGUUUUAGGAGCGUAAUUUUGUUGCUAGUGAACACGAAUGUACAAAAGGACAUGAGUUUUAGAAAUGAAUGCUGAUUUGAACAUUCGAAACACAUCAAUAUUGUAUUAGCUUUAUAAUAUAAUUCUCAGCAUUUUAUGGUG
Chenopodium quinoa (quinoa) is the source of this 1632-nucleotide messenger RNA. RefSeq lists its product as uncharacterized. The coding region runs from base 207 to 1166 and encodes 319 amino acids. The transcript has 10 exons. Lineage: Eukaryota; Viridiplantae; Streptophyta; Magnoliopsida; Caryophyllales; Amaranthaceae. The record is from RefSeq and is a predicted model, not a curated record.